AAGCUGACAGGUGGAUACAUUUUGACAGGUUCGAUUUUUUAACGUUUCGAAUAUUUACGAACGUAUAAGAGGAUUAGAUAACCAUAUAGAAGGAAAAAAGGGAAAAUUUCUAUAACGGAUAAUUGAAAGUAUUGCGAUCAUCGUCGCGCAUCCACUGGAAGGAACUUUUUUUUUCAUCGUUUACAAGAUAUCCUUGAGCUUUGUGUCUGCGUGUUCCCGUUGAUUGGAGAAUGGAAACUUCAAGUCGUGAAAGAAGACCGAUUGCUUACUUGACUCGGAAGGCACAGAUAUCUUGCUGCCAUCGUUUGAACAGUCCGUUCCUAAGUGAGCACGAGAAUGAAGUAGUAUACGGAAAGUGCAACAACAUUUUUGGUCAUGGUCAUAACUAUAACGUGGAAGUGACUGUCCGCGGACCUGUGAACACAUCAACAGGAAUGGUUAUUAAUUUGGAAGAUUUAAAAGACUGCAUGCAAAAGGUGUUGAUGGAUCAAAUGGAUCACAAGAAUAUCGACAAGCAAGUGGAUUACUUCCGAAAAACGGUUUCAACGACCGAGAAUGUUGCUAUAUACAUUUUUGAGGAAUUAAAGAAGCACAUGUCUAAUCCUGAAUUGUUAUAUGAAGUAAAGGUCCACGAAACUGACAAGAAUGUUAUGUGUUUUAGAGGGGAAUACGAUGAAAAUGUAUCUUCUGCUUCUUAA
Molecule: messenger RNA, 698 nt
Organism: Cyphomyrmex costatus
Lineage: Eukaryota; Metazoa; Arthropoda; Insecta; Hymenoptera; Formicidae
Gene: purple
Product: 6-pyruvoyl tetrahydrobiopterin synthase purple
Exons: 4
Coding region: 231-698 (155 amino acids)
Biological process (GO): tetrahydrobiopterin biosynthetic process
Cellular component (GO): mitochondrion
Molecular function (GO): 6-pyruvoyltetrahydropterin synthase activity
Source: RefSeq, a predicted model, not a curated record